AGGAAUGUUGCUAAAGAGUCAUUUAGAGCUGAGCUGUCGUUAUCGUCUGUCGAGUCUACGACUGCCCGGAAAGAAAGUAGCGAAGGAAGAAAUGGGCCACAGCCGGUAGCCGCGGGCUGCAGAGGGUCUUGGCCUCAAAGCUAUGGUAAAGAUCAAAGCGGGGAUGUCCGCGGAGAGCUCAGACGGGGAGGGCGAGGCGCUACUGGCCACAGUCAGGGACAAGCUGAAGAUCCAGCAGCGGCUGAUCGACAUCUCUGCCCGGAGUCUGCUCAGCAGUCGCUCGUCCUCUGCAGACCUCUCUCAAUCCUUUGAGUCCCAGUCUGCGCUGGAGGUGCAGAGAGAAAACUCCUCCAUACAGGAGACAAGGCUCAUAAAAUUCUUCUCAAGGCAGCUACUUGUGAAACACAUGUUUGUACGGCGGUGCCAUGGAAACCAUUGUGCCGCCGCUGAAAGAGAAAUCGAUGACCUCAUCGAUCUUGGCCUAUUUCUGAGCGUGGCGGACCUCCAACCUCUCUCUGUUCAGUUGCUGAAACAAGAACAGAUGUCAUUGGACGGACUGUUUUCCCUCCCACUGGGGGACCUGGAGAGCCUGUGUGAGAGACUGGGGCUGAGCAGGGAGGAGGAGAGGAAGCUGAAGUUCUAUCUCACUUUCCUCACAAGCUGUUACAACCAGCUGGAGAAAGAGGCGACAGAAAAAGGUCUCUCCUACGAACGCUACUACUCCAGCUCCUCUCGACUGUCCUCAGUCUCCACGCCAGGCUCUCUGGACGAGCGGCAAGAUUCUUUCUCCUCCAUCCCCUCGUCUGCCGCCUCCCUUGCUCCUGCCGGGUCUGUCUUCACACUCCUCUCCCCUCGUCCCUACAGCACCACCACUGUCACCUCCACACCCUCCCUCCUCUCCCCUGCACUUCUCCCUCCCUCCCCGUGCCCACCACACUUCCCCAAUGGCGGUGCUCUGCACCACUCCACUCCCCGGCCCCUCACACCCACUUCCCAGUCACCCACCCUCUCUAGAAACACCAGUCUUAGCAGCAGUCUCAUCUUCCAGGACAUGGAGCAACAAGACAACUCUGACUCUGCUCCCCGUCCCACCCGGAGCUCCGCCCACAGCUACCUUGCCCAGCGCCACUCACACAUCAGGUCUCACUCAAAUCCUCAUGCCCACCUCAUCAUGGAGGGGGCGGAGCCUCGUCGCAGCAGUCCAGGGCCGCCGCCCGACGAUGUGCGCUCCCCAAGUCCUCCCCACAGAGCAAACAGUCAAUCCUCUGUCGCAAUGCUCGGGUCCCCGGGCUCCACCCAGCGACGACCUAAUCAUCACAUGAGGAGGCCACGCCCACUGGCACCAGGCUCCACCCACAUGGUCGGUGGAGAGCAGCUAGCUCCAGAGAGUCCCGUCCUGCGAAGCUCUGCCUACAGCUCCUCCCAUUAUGAUUACCCUGUUCGCUCCAACUCACUGACAUACAGUGAGAGACGUGCCUCAAGCAUGAGCUACCAGACGCACGGUCACCACCACUCGGUGGAGGGGGCGGGGCCCCACACCCACGGAGCAAUCUCAGCGAGCAUGGUGGACCUGCCAGCCAUGAACUACGCGGUCAGCACGGAGUAUCUGGGGGACAUAGACGAAUAUCCUCUCUCCUCAAACACUGCCAAGAGCCAGUCUGUGCCAAAACUGACUCUUCUCACCAUCUCCACUGAGGACAAGAAUGGCUCCACAAGCGUCCCCACCUCCCCUCGCUCCCCUGGCAGCUACACACCGACAGGUCACAUGGGCCACGCCAUCAAACACAGGUUCACUGCCAAGACGUUCCCGACCCCUCACCUCUGUACAGUGUGCAAGAAGACGAUGAUGCUGGGGGUCAAGUGCAAGCACUGCCAUUACCGCUGCCACAGAGGAUGUGCAGACAAGGCGCCUCACUCCUGUGGUCUUCCUCCUGAACUGAUGAAGUUCUUCCGCCAGCAGUUCCACAAGAAGGAUCCCGGUGGUUCGUUUGACGCCCCAAGCUCCACUGAACCCUUUGCUCGGCGACCCACCAUCACGAGAGGUCAGACGUACGACGCAGACACCAGGGAAACCACGGAGGACGAGUUCAUCAUCCCGGAGCUCUCCAAAGAACCCGCCAAAGGUCAGUACAGUCCAGUGAUGGGUCGCAAGAAGCUGCACGGAAGUCCUGCUGAGAACGGGAGACGAGUUCUCAACCAACCUUCCACCACCUCACUCCUGGAGGUCCCUGUGCCUCGCCCCCACCACCAUGGAGGGUAUCACUCAGUCUCCUCCUCCCCCUCCCCUUCCUCCUCUCCUCCCUCUUCACCCUCCCUCACCCCCUCCACUCCACGUUCACCCCGCUCCCCCUACCCCACCGGCCCCGCCUACCCUUACCCCAAGAUCCCAGACCUAACCUACACCGACGACAGCGAAAAUGAGUCGCUGGACGAAGAUCAGCUGAGGGGGCGUAGCUUGGACGAGGAUCACAUGAGGGGGCGUGGCUUCUCGGGGUCCCAGAGCCCCACCUCCUUAGUCUCCAAAGACAGCAUCUCUGACCUGGACAGAAUGAGGUCUGCCAGUCCCAAGGGACUCCGCCCACCUCCCCAAGUAGUCCCCGCCCACUCUCUCCCGGACCUUCUCCUCGGACACAAGUCAAUGGAGAACAGCGAGGAGAGCUCUGAGGGCUCCGAUGGGACCUAUAGUCGGCACCAAGCAGCCAAUAAGAAGGCAUCCAUCGUCUCAGCCGCAGAGUCCCACACCAGCACUCUCAUCAACAGCUACCCAUCUCAGCCAGAUGAUGAAGAUGCCUACUCGGAGUCCUAUGACAGCUCUCAAGGCCUGCCAGAUGAUUACCCCAGAAAGCAUCGUAACAGUGUGGUGGAUGAGUGGAACAUAUCACCUGUAGAGGUAAAGAUUGUGGAGAGAGUGGGGCGCGGGCCUCUCGGGGAGGUCUUCCAGGGCUACUGGCACGGACAGGUGGCCAUCAAGAAGUUCUUCCUCGACGAGAACUGCUACAAGAGACAGCUGCAUAAACUGAGAGAAGAGGUCUCCAUUCUGAAGAAGACGAGACACCACAACUUGGCUCUGUUCAUGGGUGCCUCCCUGACUCCGCCCGACAUUGCCAUCAUCACUAGUUUCUGCCGAGGGACCACUCUCCACAAGCACCUUCACAUCUGGGGGGACACUUUCUCUGUGGAGAAGACGGUGAACAUUAUGAAGCAGAUUGCGACGGGGAUGGGUUACCUGCAUGCCCGGGGGAUCCUCCAUAAGGGACUCCACACACGUAAUGUCUUCCUGGACAAGGAGAAAGUUGUCAUCACUGACACAGGGCUCUCCAGUGUCAGUGACAGCCUCUGUCUACCGAGGCAGAAACCGCAGCGGUUCAUAGUCAUUCCGCGGACGAAGCUAAACUACAUGGCGCCUGAGCUGAUGAGGGAGAUCCGCUGCUGUCCACCAGUCCUCAAGUCUGGAGAUAUCUACCACUACAGCGAAAAGACCGACAUCUACGCCUUUGGAACUGUGUUCUAUGAGAUGCUGACUCGGCGUUAUCCUUGCCCCUCCCACGACAGCACCGGCUUCCCUAUCGACAUUACCAUGGUGAUAUACCAGGUGGGGCGGGGCCGCCGUCAAGACAUCCCAUUACGAGAUGCACCAAAGAGGAUCAAGGACUUGGUAUGGGACUGUUGGCAGCAUGACUCCAGGAAGAGACCUCCAUUUUCCACCCUCUGGGACAUCUUGUCAAAGGUGCUUCGUAAGAAGACCCCGAUUGGUCGAUCUCCCUCCGUCCCAACUGCCCUGUCUCGCUCCAGCGAAGAUCUCCUGAAGCUGUCAUCACAUUUGAACUAACUCCGCCCAAACCACACCCCACAUACCAAACAUUCUUUUGUGUUCACAUCAUUGUGUUUGUACGUCAGUCAGUGUGUGUUGUGUCAAUCAUCAGUUCAGUGGCCUUAUUUUACAGGCCUCUAGAGCAACACGAGUUUUGUAAUCAUUAUUUUAUGACCUCAAUAAUAUAUGUUUUGAUGAUGCCGAGUGAUCGAAGUGGUACAAGAAUGUGUGGUUUUGGUGAGGAGAGGACAAUUAAUGCUGAUGAGGGGAUCGAGGUCUGUCUUCAUGUUCUACGGUGUGUUUGCCAGUGUCCUUUAGCGUCUGUCUCUCCCUCCGUUUCUCAAAAUCCACUUUCUCUUGCACUUCAUCUGGUGUGCUAUUACUGCCUUGACCACCCUAGGAUGGUGGAGGAGGUUGUGAGCUGGUCUCAGAUUCCAGCAGAAGGUCAGGCGGACCCGAGGCUAGCUGGGCUGGCUCCAGUGAAGUCCCCAGAUCCUUGGCUACGCAAUACUCCAGAUCAUACCUAAGCACAUUGAGGACCUACCAGGGAGGAUCUCUGGCAGCCCAGGGAGGAUCUCUGGCAGCGUAGUAUCAUUUUUGUUUCCUCUGGUCUGCUCGCCUGUCUUCCCAGGCUCCGGUUCAUUCUCCUCCACUUUCUUCCCAUCAUCUCUCACUGGUGACAAACACACAUACAAACCUCUCCUCGGCAUGGAGCGGAGGGAGAGCUCACCUGGCACCCACUUGUAGACCUUGAGAUGGUUGGAAAGGCCAGUCUCUAUCCAGAUCUUCUCCCACUUCCGGACCUUCUCCACCGUCUGCAUGAUCCUCUUGAUCUCAUCUCUGGCUCGGCUCCUCGUCUCCAAGCGAAAACUACGAGAACUCAUCUUCUUUGCUCUCUACCUAUAAUUCUAUUUAAUGCCUCCCGAUUCUAAGCGCGCGGUUCGUCACU
Molecule: messenger RNA, 4760 nt
Organism: Geodia barretti
Lineage: Eukaryota; Metazoa; Porifera; Demospongiae; Tetractinellida; Geodiidae
Source: the annotation of a GenBank genome assembly